AUGGAUCUGCCUUAUUACCAUGGCCCUCUGUCCAAGCAAGACUGUGAGACCUUGCUGCUCAAGGAAGGAGUGGAUGGCAACUAUCUGUUAAGAGACAGCGAGUCGAUGCCCGGGGUCCUGUGCCUCUGUGUCUCGUUUAAAAAUUUUGUCUACACAUACCGAAUCUUCAAAGAGAAACAUGGGUAUUACAACAUACAGACUGUGGAAGGUGUUAAACGAGAGAUCUUUCCAAACCUAAACGAACUGAUCUCCAAGUUUGAAAAGCCAAAUCAAGGACUGAUAUUUCACCUCGUAAACCCAAUAAAGAGAACCAGAUCCUGCCUGAGAUGGAGAAGAUCGAAGAUAGAGUUGGAUGGUAUUUAUGAGAACAGUGGCAGCGACUAUGUGGAUGUCCUGCCUUGA
Molecule: messenger RNA, 402 nt
Organism: Budorcas taxicolor (takin)
Lineage: Eukaryota; Metazoa; Chordata; Mammalia; Artiodactyla; Bovidae
Gene: SH2D1B
Product: SH2 domain containing 1B
Exons: 4
Coding region: 1-402 (133 amino acids)
Source: RefSeq, a predicted model, not a curated record